GUUCGGCGCCGCGGCAGCCGGCACGCUGUCGUCGCCGGCUUCUCUCAGUGACUGGUGCACCCUACGUGCGAGCGAGCGUUUUUCGCGUGUCCGUGUGUUCGUCCGUCUCAUCCUCGGGAGCGGUUAGCGGCAUAAAGAGAAAGAAGACGAACGGAAAAGGGCGGCGGUGAGGAAGAAGAAGGAGGAGGAGGAGGAAGAGGAAGAGGAAGAGCGAAGCAGCCUCGGUGUCGACAAGCGCUACGUUGUGCGCCCUUUCAUCCCAGACUGUACCCCGCGCUCGAGUAUACCGUUAAAGUGUGCCGAUUUAAAUCGUCGCGGCGGUCCGUCGUGAAACGCGACGCGCGGGCGCGCGCGCGCGCUCACCGUUGGAAAUUGCGUUGCACGCCGGGGCGGCGCGUACAGCGUACUCCGGCGCCGGUUGACCCUGACAUUCGAGAAGCCGGGCCGGGCGGGCGAGAGACACUCGUCGUCUCGCGCGCGCAGGAGCGACAUCGUUGUGAUCGCGCUCGUACGAGGAUCUGUGUCCCGGGACUCUGUGAACGAAUCAACGAAGCAAAGCAGCGUACCUUUCGAUUUCGAGACUUUUUGCUUUCCUCCGCGGCGCAUUGUGUCGCGGUCUAGCACACCCUGACCUUGACUCCGAUGCACCAGCGCGUCGAUAGAAGCACUAAGGAACACUCGAGUCACGUCGUGUCUCGAGCGGUGUCUCGUUGUGACACGCGAAUGACCUUGAUUCUUCGGCGAGGCGGCGCCUUGGAUAUCGCCUUGGAUAUCGAGCGAACCGGUCCACGCCUCCUCGUCGCGUCUCUACCGUGCGAGGUGUGUCACCUGGAGAUGAAAGAGUAGAGAAGCAAGCCUGAUCUUCGUUUCGGAUACAACGAAGCGCGCGUGUGCGUUCGAAUCUAUCGCGAGGCGUCAUCUGUCAUCGAAAAAAACGACGUCCGAGAAGCAACGGGAGACGACACCUGAUCUUAAAGUGCAGAGCACCUACAUGGCACCGCGGCGUCACGCCAACGGCGGCCACGGCGGUGGCGGCGGCGGCGGCGGCCUCCUGGAGAACGGGGGCGGUGGCAUUGGCACUAACGAUCCCAUGGAUAAUCUGCUCGGCCCAAGCCAGACGACGCGCUGCUGCACGCCGACCGGCGAGUGCCUGCGCGGUGACACCCUCAUCCGUCUCAACGCCCUGCACGAUGCGGUCAAGGUCACCUGCAACAACGACAAUUGCCCGAUCGGCCAGUUCAUGCACCGUGAGUGCUUCGACGCCUGGGAGCAGACCGUACUGACGUAUCUGAAAAGCUGCGGCCGCGCUCGUAGCUGGUCCGAGCGCCAGCGUCAUCAGAAUCUCUGGACGAAGAAGGGCUACGAUCUCGCGUUCAAGGCGUGCGGCUGCCGCUGCGGCCGUGGCCACCUCAAAAAGGACCUCGACUGGAUGCCACCCGGUCUCGGCAACGUGCCCGGCAAUCGCCCCGAUGAAAACGAGGCGAAGAAGAAGAAGCGGCGCAACCGCCAGAACACCAGGCCGAGCCUGGCUGUAUCGGCCGGCCCGCCGAAUCACGGCAACCACGUCGUAGCCGCGAACGGCCGCGGCACCAGCGAGGCGCAGAUGAUCGAGGCCGGCCGCGGCAGAGCCGGCUCCUUGUCAUCCAGCACCGGUUCCAGCUCGCCGCCGGCCACCAGCGAGCCCAGCGUCAGCCCUCUUCAUCAGCCGCAGGCUAUCAUGAAGAAGAAGAGCAAGGUCGACUUUUUCAGCGAUCGCGCGAGACAAAGCUGCGGUGCCAACGGCAUCUUUUCGCGUCGUCUGGAUUUCAGCGCAUUCAACAGUCUGCCUCGCACCAAGCUUAACUCCUAUCAUAUCAAGAUGGAAGACGAGGGCAAUCACGGCAACGACGACACCAGAUGCUUCAUUCUAUCGACAUUGGCCGCUCUGCAGUGGUCUCGAGUUACAUGUGUCCUCUGUCGCGCUGCCAUGCUGGUUUUCGACAGGUAUCCGUUGGUGGACGGGACAUUCUUCUUGUCACCCAGACAACAUUCGCCUGCUUGCGCUGAGGUGAAGGUCGAAGGUCGCACACAAUUUUUGUCAGCUGUGUGCAUGAGUUGUUUGGAGGGCAGCGGCGGGCAGCCUGUACGGUGUCGUUUCUGUACCCAGCCGUGGGAUGGCUCGAGCUUGGUUCUCGGAACCAUGUACAGCUAUGAUAUCUUCGCUGCAAUGCCCUGCUGCAGCGAGCGACUCAAGUGCAACAGCUGCCAGAAGCCCCUGAUCCACCCUCAUCAGCGACUGAACUUCUACUCGGACUACAGCCGCGUCUUUGGCUGCCCGCACUGCAGGACGGUCGACGCCCACUUUGUGAAACCGCUCUCGGCCUGCUUCACCCGCGAGCAGUUUCAGCUCUACAGCCAGUGGCCGUAACCAUUAGAGAACUUAGCGAACCGCCGCCGUAUGCGCACGACCGCGGCUGACUUGUAUCCUCUCUUUUACAAGUCGAUCUCCCUGUUCCGGACGACCGUGCUCUAGAAAUCCUCCCCUCGCGACCUUCUAGGAGACUUGACGAUGGCGAACGCGCACGGGGGCCGCGAUCGUUUUCCUGGCGCGUGUUGUCGGCCGGAUCCACCGAUGUAUUAAUUCCUAUUAACUCGCCAAACGCUUUUAUUUCGGUCGACAGCUGAUGUUGUCUCUUCGUAAUUCCUUAGGAGUCCAUUUCUUUCUUUCUUUUUUUUUUUUUUAUUAUUUUUUAUUUUUUUUUAGCAAUCUAUUCUAUGCGACGACGGUACGCGCCGAGCCCCCUGGCGCAUUCCCAUAGUACUAAAAUUUAAGAUGUUUCUUUUUUUAACGUCUAUUGUAGAUUUGUUUGUCUAGAUGGAUCUUAAGCGGGAGACGUCGAAUUAUUGACGUUUCGUUUUGACGAUGCGCGAGAGGCGAGACUUGCAAAAUUAGUGUGCUUUAUUUUUUCCCCUAUAACGUUGCUCUUAAAGUUUCUUAAGGCAUUUAUCGUGCGUUUUGCCGUAAUAAACGGCAAUUAACUUUUUUUUUAUUAUUAGUAUACGCUACGUUUUGACAAUUGUGUCAUUGCACAGACGUAGUUCUCUGAUAUAGGUGAGUUUUAACUAGUAAAAUUUUUUUCGUUGGAGAAAUCUGCGUGUGUUUCAUCAUUUAUGCAGAAAAAAAGUUUUCGACUACGAAAGCUGAAUCACAUCUCUCGGACGGUUUCUUUCCGGAAACUUCGGGCGACAAGUGUGACAGCUUCGCCGUCUCCCGUUUUAUAAUAUAGUUGAAAUUACUUUAAAGAAAAAUAAAUACAUGAAAUAAAUUUAGGCGGAGAGAAAACGAUAUUAGACACGGAAAGGUCGAUUCUCUUUAUUGUAAACGUGUAUAAAGGAAAAAGAAAAAAGAAAAAGAAAAAGGCUACUUUCUAGGAAAGAUUGGGAGGGAAAGAAAGAUGAAAUAACUAUCGUUUGUUACUUAGAUAAUCGAGAACACGUUGUUUUUUUUACAUUUUAUUAGUUUAUACGUUUAUGGCGGCCAUGUUGAUUUUGUUUAAGGAUCUACGACUCAUUCGAUGGGUUUUCAACGUUGAUUCGAUCGGGCGCGCGUCGCGACUUUCCGCGGGACUUUCGGGACAGGAGCGUUGCUAAGGAACAGGACGAAAUUCGCGCCGGUCGUAAAGAUAAAAGUAAACUCAUUGUAAGAAGAAACCAAUUGUUUGAUACUACCGCUGUGUACACACACGGGUUUUUUUUCGUCUAGACGAAAAGUGCAUGGCUCUCUCGUUUCUCCGAUCGUCCCGUCAUCGCUCUUAUAUAGAGGACGGUUCUCGCGGAAAGUCGUGAUCGUCCGAAGUAGCCAGUGUAUAUAAUAUAUUAAGUGGGAGAGAAACAAGUGUGUUUGGAGAGCAAGUGAACCUCCUUUUUUUCUGGCGAUGCUGGUCGUUGCUGUCCACCAAUAGCGGCCGUCCCACAAACAGACCGCCCACCGUUCUCAAGGUAGUAUAGUCGAUCGUGUACCUUUUUUACGUUACUUCGAUUUAAAAAAAAAGUAUACUUAAUCCGUAUGUCGGGAGGUAUAUUUAGGAGAUUUAAUAUAAUAUAAAUGCCCCGCGUGUGGUGUGUGUGAUGCGUAACGCGAUGAGAAACGAAUGAAGCUGCGCGACUACUUCCUUUCGGCCUUCGCCUUUGCGUAGGGGCUUUAUUUCAUUUGUCUUCAUCGGCCGAUACGUCUGAU
Trachymyrmex septentrionalis is the source of this 4216-nucleotide messenger RNA. RefSeq names its product headcase protein. Bases 992 to 2407 code for a protein of 471 amino acids. The transcript has 5 exons. Lineage: Eukaryota; Metazoa; Arthropoda; Insecta; Hymenoptera; Formicidae. The record is from RefSeq and is a predicted model, not a curated record.